Molecule: messenger RNA, 1243 nt
Organism: Trichosurus vulpecula (common brushtail)
Lineage: Eukaryota; Metazoa; Chordata; Mammalia; Diprotodontia; Phalangeridae
Gene: RAC3
Product: Rac family small GTPase 3
Exons: 6
Coding region: 172-750 (192 amino acids)
Biological process (GO): actin filament organization; establishment or maintenance of cell polarity; regulation of cell shape
Cellular component (GO): cytoskeleton; cytoplasmic vesicle; cell cortex
Molecular function (GO): GTPase activity; GTP binding; protein kinase binding
Source: RefSeq, a predicted model, not a curated record
CUCCGGCCGCGGCGCUCGGCGGCGCUCGGCUGUCUCCGGCCCCAGCCGCUCGCUCGCUCGGCUCGGCCCCCUAGACUCCGGUCCCCGCCGUGGCUGCGGCGCUGGGGCAUUUCCCUGCGGUUCGGCUCGCAGACCCCGGCUCCCGCGCAGCCGGUUCCUGGCCCCGGGCACAUGCAGGCGAUCAAAUGCGUGGUGGUCGGCGACGGAGCCGUGGGGAAGACAUGCCUGCUAAUCAGCUACACCACCAAUGCCUUCCCUGGAGAGUACAUCCCUACCGUUUUCGACAAUUACUCAGCCAAUGUGAUGGUAGAUGGAAAGCCAGUGAACCUGGGGCUGUGGGAUACAGCUGGGCAGGAAGACUAUGACCGGCUUCGACCCCUCUCUUAUCCCCAGACUGAUGUCUUCCUGAUAUGUUUCUCCCUGGUGAGCCCAGCCUCCUUCGAGAAUGUCCGUGCCAAGUGGUACCCUGAGGUACGACAUCACUGCCCCAACACGCCAAUAAUCCUGGUGGGCACCAAGCUAGACCUUCGAGAUGACAAGGACACCAUUGAACGGCUUCGGGACAAGAAGCUGGCCCCCAUCACUUACCCCCAGGGUCUGGCCAUGGCCCGAGAGAUUGGCUCUGUCAAAUACCUGGAAUGCUCAGCGUUGACUCAGCGGGGGCUCAAGACAGUGUUUGAUGAAGCUAUUCGGGCAGUGCUGUGUCCCCCUCCCAUCAAGAAACCUGGAAAGAAGUGUACCGUGUUCUAAACCCUGCCCAGAGCCUCCUCUCUGGGAAAGCCCAAGGCCGAGGGGUUGGGACAGCAUCCCUAACCUCCAAGUGUGGUGUCAUUGUUGCAAUGUUUGGUUUCCCUUCAGUCUGAUGUGACAUGGGUGUAGGGAGUGGGAAGGUAGAGGGAGGGGGGUGGGGAGGGGAGGCUUGGGCUCUGGGGAGGGAAGAACAGCACAAGGAACAGGGCAUGCUGUCCCAGAGGGGCUGGAGGGAGGGCUGGUAAGGGAGAAAGGAAGCCCCUGCUCCCUCCUACCCAGGCCUGGGAAGCACAGCCUCCCACUCUGCUCUGUACCCAGGAGCCCAGGCCUCCAGCCAGCACAGGAGGGAGCAGGGGCAUGACCAGGGCAGCCCUAGGAUGGGCUUCCCGGGUUCAGGAGGGUGGGAGGAGGGAAGGGAGGGAAGUAUGUGACUGUGGGUUCUAUUCAUCCUGGCAAUCAUCCCUUAUUUUAUACAAUAAACAUUCUCCAUGAA